AUGCCUUGUUCCCCUGGCUUCUUCGAUUAUGCACCUUGCGGGUUAGGCACAUUGACUCUACGACAGGUCACCAAAUGGCUUGUUCUCCCCGUCUCCCUCUUCUGUUUGCUCUACAUCCUCAGUCACUUGGGCGCUUUGAAGGCAAGCUUUGCCAACACCAGACAAAGCUUCAACUUUGUGAAGUUGGCACGAGUAAUGCCAGAGCGUAAACGACUGCUCACCUACCUCGAGGAAUACCACCGUCUGAACAUGAGGUUGGAGACCUGUCCGACGUUCUGUAUGUCCAGCAGUGCAAGUGUUCCAAUGAAAAUGAACGCAACGGAUCCGCUGGAACUGAGGCCGCCUGUUCCGCUGAUCACAGCUCGACCCUCCUUCCAUUCAAAUACGACUUGGAGCGGACUGUAUCCCGGCGGUCUCUGGAGCCCCCUCAGCGUUGGCAACAGCAAUUGCACCCAACAGUCCGGCCUCGCGGUUGUCAUCCCCUUUCGCAAUCGACACCGGCAACUCAACACCAUGUUGCCCAUACUGCAUCAGGGCCUGCGUCGUCAAGGGGUGAUACCAUAUGCCUGUCCCCGGGACCCCAACGAACCGCCUCUUCACAUGUCGGCCAACGUGAGUCAGUUCGGCUGGAAGCUGCUCUACCGAGGCCUGGUUGGCGGCGUGUUGCGCAUCUCGACGGCCCAAUUCGUCCGCGUCAACGGCUACUCAAAUAUGUAUUGGGGCUGGGGGGGCGAGGAUGACGAUUUGCACACUCGGCUUGUCACCACGGAAAUCGGCUUCAAACGAUUACCCGGCGAUGUUGGCGUCUACUACUCACUUCCGCAUCCGCUGGCGCAGCGUCACCUCAAAAAGACCUUACGCGAUAGUAUUCUGCUCAACACGAGCCAUGCACGAUUUAAACACGACGGUCUCUUACAGCUUCGCUACCAACUGACUAAAGUCACGCCCAUGCCAGCACUCACGUGGUUGGUCGUCAAUCUAAAAUAUAUGGAUAAUGACGAUUUUAUCGUUUAG
This is a messenger RNA of Protopolystoma xenopodis, 1014 nucleotides long. Lineage: Eukaryota; Metazoa; Platyhelminthes; Monogenea; Polystomatidea; Polystomatidae. The record is from the annotation of a GenBank genome assembly.